AUGUAUGAGGAAAGAGUAGCUUUUAAAGGCAAAACAUUCCACAAACUCAAAAGAAAUGCAGCAAAGGGCGAAAAUGGAUGUAUAAUACUGAUAGGCGGGUCUAGAAUAUACACGGGUGCCCCAAUAUUUACAGCCUUGGGGGCGAUGCGUUCUGGAUCUGAUCUUGUUUAUAUAUUUACAGCUAGUGAAGCCAUAGAUGCUAUUAAACAAAUUCCGGAGGUAAUAGUCUUGCCCUUUGAAAUGAAUUGUAGAAUUCUUGACAAGGCAACUGCUUGUGUUGUCGGUCCGGGACUUGGAAGGCCUGCAGAAGAUGAAAUUUCACAAAUACUCAAAAUUCUCGACUACCUUGACUCCAGAAAUAUACCUUUCGUCUUAGAUGCCGAUGCUAUUCAUUAUUACAAGACUGGCAUAUUUGCACAUCUUAAAAAUGUAAUUUUAACACCAAACUAUAAAGAAGCAAUGGGUUUAGAAGUGCUUGACCAUCACAUCUGUAUUUAUAAAGGAAAAGCUGACGUUAUUGAGACUAAAUCAAGAAAGUUGGAAAUAAAUAGUCCAUCAUCGUUAAAAAGAUGUGGUGGCCAAGGGGAUAUUUUGAGUGGAAUUCUAGCAACGGCUCUUUCAUUAAAUGGCGCAGAUAUGGUUGAUGCAUCUCUGUCAUCAUGCGAACUUCUAAGAACAUCUACUUCUUUCGCCUUCAAGAAGCAUGGAUUUUCCUUGAUUACAUCUGACAUUUUUGAUGAAAUUCGGAUAGCAUUACUAGAACUAUUGAACGACAGCAUAUAA
Vittaforma corneae ATCC 50505 is the source of this 783-nucleotide messenger RNA. RefSeq lists its product as uncharacterized. The record is from RefSeq and is a predicted model, not a curated record. Bases 1 to 783 code for a protein of 260 amino acids. The transcript has a single exon. Gene Ontology annotation, biological process: metabolite repair. NCBI's taxonomy places the organism in Eukaryota, Fungi, Microsporidia, Nosematidae. Gene Ontology annotation, molecular function: ATP-dependent NAD(P)H-hydrate dehydratase activity.